Messenger RNA from Prorocentrum cordatum, 630 nucleotides. The record is from the annotation of a GenBank genome assembly. NCBI's taxonomy places the organism in Eukaryota, Dinophyceae, Prorocentrales, Prorocentraceae.
AUGCAGAAGCCUUUCUCUUUCAGCAGACCGGGUUUGCCGCUGGGCUCCCCCCAGCCGCACCUCUCAUUCUCGCAAGAUACGACCGUGAUGACAGGUGCAACCAACGCGUACGGCUUGGAGCCAAGAGUGGCGAUUGACAGGUUGGCAGGCAGUCACCCGGUGGUCGAGCUGGGCCCCCCUUGGCCCGCCCUCAUGUGCAGAGAGGUGCUCGGGGCCGCCCGGGCCGCCGCGCCGCUCGCCGGGAUGGGCGCGGCUUGCGGGUCGGGCUCGGCGGCGCCCGGGGCGGCCAGCGGCCCUGGGCGGCCUUCGAAUUCGGUCAUGACCAACGCCUCAAACAUGACGAACGGCUUUGCGAGUGGCCUCUCGAGCCGCCUGAGAGACAAGGCCGCGUCCAUGGAGACGAGGGCUUCGUCCCACAUCGAGAGGCACACGGGGAAGAGGCCCGACGAGUGGAGGGCGAAAGCGGCCGACCUCAUGACCGAAUUCAGGUCGGACUGGAAGGGCGCGGUGUGCAAGCAGAUGGAUGCCGCCCUGGCCAGCACGGAUUACGACCAGUUGAACCGGCUCCUGGACAGCGCUGGGCCAAGCCAUGCUCCUGGGAUCGAACAAGGUGCCCGAGUCCAUGGCUAA